AUGUCGUUUCGAUUCCCUUUCCCAGUCCCUCCUGACCCAUGGUCACACCGCGAGGAGGAGAUCACGCUGGCCCGAGUCAACUCUUCGCCGCGAAAUGCCCGUACGGCUCCCGGGGCUGAGGCCAAUGGAUCUGCGAGCUCGAGAAAGGAUGCUUCGGGCGAUUCUGCCACGUCUGCCCCAGCACCACUUCCACAAAAGAGAUGGAUUUUUGCCGACCCCGUGGCCUUUAGAUACCUCGAAGACGACCCGGCCGUCACGGUUGUUGAGCGACGACGGGUACUGCGUGGAUACGAAUUAUAUCUGGUCGAACAGUGGGCAUGCUCCCGCGAGUCUCCAACCCUCGUCAUAGUCACGUACACAGGCGAUGAGCGACACACAGUCGUGGCAGGAGUCUUGGGGGUUCCCGCGGACGAGACCGCCUGGUCACCCCGGCUGCGGCUGUACUUUAAGUCCAUCCAGCAGUACCACGCACGACCGAAGGAGACAGGCGAAGGCGAGCUCAUGGUGACGAACCUCAGCAGUUUCCCUUCGGCCUUGACCGUCAUUCCUGUUCCCGAUGGCGAUAUUCGAACCCACCGAAAGCUUUUCAUCGUCAAUGAGGAUCUCAAGCGUCUGGGUUGUUCUGGCAGAUCUGGCAUGUCCUUGACUGAUCCCACGCCGGCCACCCAGGCCAAAUUCUAUCAGCUCUUCCGAACGAGCGACCGCCCGCCCUUUUUCGAGUCGGUCUUGGAACUCGUCAAGCUCUGUCAGACGGCGCUAUUCUUGUUUGGCAAACUCGAGUUUGAGUACGUCGAUGGCCUGCUUUGUGACAAGACGGAAACUGCCAUCGGCAACUGGUGGACUGAAGUCGGCGCCGAAUACUACAACAUCGAGCCCACUGACGGCAUCCUCGGCCCGACGACUGUGGCUGCAUUGCUCGGCAUGCUGGCUGGCGCAAGGAAUCGUCUCCACUACCUGGGCGCGCCAGUCGCCAAGGACGUGUUCGACAUUGAUUGCACGAAGCGAGGCAUUUCGUGGUUCCAGAGGUCGCAGAAGCUGGAAAAGACGAGGCGGCUGGACCGCCAGACCAUUCUCAAGCUCCACAGCGUCACGGCCAAGGCCGCAGCGGGCGAGGGCUGGGGCGUCCAAAAGGCCGUCAAGUCCACGGUGGCAGAAAUCGGCGGAAAGAGAGGCGAGCUCGUCAUCGGCCUGGUCGGCGGGCGGGACAAGGGCGCCGUUGGCGAUAUUGAGACACUGGACAUUACGAAAUUCGUCGACCUGGUCUCCGGCGAACGUGCCAAAUGGCUCUGGCUCGGCAAGCCUAAGAGGACGGCGCUCGAAUCCAACGAAAAGACGCCCGACAUGAGCGCCAUUCUCUUUGGCGAAAAGGAGGCCAAGGAGGGCGCCGUGACGCCCAGCAGGAGGGUGCAGUCUUUGCCGUUGGAGGAGGAGGUCCAGCGUACCAAAGAGGAACCGGCGAAUACCCUACACCCUGUUCAAACCCCUAUUCAGGCUGCGACUAUGAAUGAUGCCGUCUUGGGGGAGAAGGACCCAUCGCGGAGGGGCGUGUUCAAGAGCGUGGCUGGCCGCGUCAGCGACGCCCGGUCUGGACUCGGGCGUAUCAAAGAUACCAUAGGUGGCAGUCGGAGAGGCCACGCCAGCCGGCCUAGCAGGGAUGACUUCUCUGAUGGAGGGUAUGCGACCCCGAGCACGUCGGCACUCCAACAAAACUCAGCACUAUCACCUCCCCCGGUGGGGAUUAACAGAGCAUUCACCUGGAAAAACAAGCCGGAGGAAUACCUCAACUCGUUCAAGAAGGAGGCGGAGCAGGCUAACGAAACCGAGAAGGGCGCAGCCGAGGGAGACGAUGACCAGCAAGUUGUAGACCCGCCCUCACGUGUCGGCAGCGAAUGGAGCCACGCCGUCAGUGAGCCGAUCAAGGAGGAAGACAACGACGACGCCCACCCGUCGGUCGUCGGUUCGACCAUUGAGACUGAUCUACUUGGACCCUUUGAGGCAGAACGAGGCGAAAACAUCGAGGCAGCAUUUCUCCAGCGCCGGCACAGCAUCGAGUAUUUCACGCCAUCCCGCAGACCGGCGAUCAGCGAAGCACGCUGGCCGCGUCGCCUCUCCUUUGGCGAUGCAGAGGAGGCAGUGCUGCGCUGGGAGGAGAUCACAAGCCUGCUCCCUGACACCGCCCCGCCCCACGACCCCCUCGUCGCCCUCAAGCAGCAGGCGGGUGUCGCUGAGCUGGCCCGCGCUCUGUAUGGCUCCAUCCAUUCGAUUAGCAACCACCUAUCACCCUGGGUCGUCACAAAGGUUGAGGCCAUUGAAGCUCUUGACGCGCACUACACGCGCGAGCACGAGGAGAUCCAGGGCCUCUACUAUCAACUCUCUGAAGCCUACCAGCGCGUCAAGCAGGGCUCGUCCGAACUUAUUGCUUCCGAGCGCGGGCGCCUCACCGAGGCCAUCCGGGAGGUUGAGGUUCUCGCCGCGCGGCUCGAUUACGAGGUCAAUGCGCUUGGCGGCAAGGUUGGGGACGUCGAAGAUGGCGUCUUGGUUUUCGAACGCCAGGUUGAGGAUGUCGAGGCGCGCGCGGAGGAGCUCAAGGCCACGCUGGAGACGGAGGGGUGGCUGCACUGGUUCGUGAGGACGUUAACGGGAAUCGGAACAGGACCAAAUAUCACGAGGGGGGUUGCGGAGGCCGUGCCUCCUCGAUAG
This is a messenger RNA of Verticillium dahliae VdLs.17, 2700 nucleotides long. RefSeq names its product STB2 protein. The record is from RefSeq and is a predicted model, not a curated record. The transcript has 2 exons. The coding region runs from base 1 to 2700 and encodes 899 amino acids. Gene Ontology annotation, cellular component: Sin3-type complex. NCBI's taxonomy places the organism in Eukaryota, Fungi, Ascomycota, Sordariomycetes, Glomerellales, Plectosphaerellaceae.